Molecule: messenger RNA, 1704 nt
Organism: Knipowitschia caucasica
Lineage: Eukaryota; Metazoa; Chordata; Actinopteri; Gobiiformes; Gobiidae
Source: the annotation of a GenBank genome assembly
AUGGACCAGACUCAGUCCUACAGGAGGACAUGGACCAGACUCAGUCCUACAGGAGGACAUGGACCAGACUCAGGUCUACAGGAGGACAUGGACCAGACUCAGUCCUACAGGAGGACAUGGACCAGACUCAGUCCUACAGGCGGACAGGGACCAGACUCAGUCCUACAGGUGGACAUGGACCAGACUCAGUCCUACAGGAGGACAGGGACCAGACUCAGUCCUACAGGAGGACAGGGACCAGACUCAGUCCUACAGGGCCUGGUCAUCAACGGUCUGGUCAACACGGUGGUGACGACCAUCGAGCGGCGCUUCGGCCUCAGCAGCGAGCAGAGCGGCCUGAUGGUCAGCUCCUUCGACAUGGCCUCCUGCCUCUCCCUGCCCCUGGUCAGCUUCUGUGGGGGCAGGGGGCACAGGCCUCGCUGGCUGGGCUGGGGGGUGCUGGUCCUCGGGGUGGGCUCCCUGCUGUUCGCUCUGCCACACUUCACCGCAGGACCGUACCAGGCCUCAGCCCAGGACCAGGACCAGCUGUGCUCUCCCAACAGGACUGGGUCUGGAUCCGGGUCCGGGUCUGGGUCUGGGUCGGACUCGGGGUACGUGUAUGUGUUUGUCCUGGGGCAGCUGCUCCAUGGUCUCGGGGCGACUCCUCUGCUCACUUUAGGAUUCACUUUUCUGGACGAGAACGUGGCACCGCCCAACGCUCCACUUUACAUGGGUCUCUUCUACACAGCCGCCAUGUUGGGUCCUUCGGUCGGUUUCCUGCUCGGGGGAUACUUCCUCAGCUUUUACUCUGAAGUCACAAACACCACAGACCUCAGUCCCUCCAGCCCCCUCUGGGUCGGCGCCUGGUGGAUCGGCUUUGUUUUGGGAGGAGCUCUGUGUCUGCCAGUGGGACUCUUCCUCCUGGGGUUCCCCUCCAAACUACCAGGCUCCCAAGGGCCAGGAGCCAAAGAGCCCAGAGAGGAGAGACCCAGAGAGGAGAGACCCCGAGAGGAGAGACCCCGAGAGGAGAGACCCCGAGAGGAGAGACCCCGAGAGGAGAGACCCCAUGAGGAGAGACCCAGAGAGGAGAGACCCCAUGAGGAGAGACCAAGAGAGGAGAGACCCAGAGAGGAGAAGGCCUUGGGAAGAGCUCUCAGAGACAUGCCAAAAUCUCUGGUGCUGCUGCUGAAGAACCCUACCUUCCUGUGUCUGUCUCUGGCUGGAGCCGCGAUGGCCGGUCUGCGCUCGGUUCUGGGGUCCUUCACACCCAAGUACUACGAGGCCCAGUUCAGACUCAGCUCUUCACAAGCAGCUUUCAUCUGUGGCAUGGCCUCGUUCCCUGCGACCGUCGGGGGGAGCUUCGGAGGCAGUUUCGUGGUGAAAGUGUUUCGGCUCCGGAGCCUCGGCAUCAUUCGCUUCUGCCUCCUGUGCUCAGUGGCCAACGCUCUGCUCCUCCUGGUCUUCCUCAUUCACUGCCCCACGGUCAGGCUCGCCGGGGUCACUGCACCCUAUGCACCAGAUCCGGAUCAGGACCAGUCUCUGCAGCAGACCAGAUGGUCCCUGCAGCUCUGGUCUCAGUGUAAUGGUCCCUGCAGCUGUGAUGGACAGGUCUUCAGUCCAGUUUGUGGAGACGAUGACCUCAUGUUCUUCUCUCCAUGUUUCGCUGGAUGCAGCUCCAGCAACAGCAGCUCCGGGAAACAGACUUAUCCAGAGACGCUGAACUGA